AAAAUCUUCAACGUUUCAAAUGCCAAGCUCACAAGCAAAGCAAAGGUCCUCUUCUCGUAGUUGGCACUUAAAGCCACAACCCGCAAGUUAUUCCCAAAGCAAAAGAAGAAGCAAAACUAGCAAAGCACCCAAGAUUUCAGGAGCUUCCUUUCCUUCUUUUCCUUCUAUCAGUUAUAUGUACAGUAAAAGCUUAUUUAAGCAGUGAAUACGCAAUUUUCAAUUUUGUGUAGAAAAUUGGGUACUCGGAGAUGAGUACUCUUGCUGCUGCUUCUUUGCUUCCUUCAGAGUUUAAACCUUCACUCUCUUUAUCUGACCCCAAAAGCUCUCUGUUUUACCAUAGAAGAAUACCGAAAAAGAGGAACCAAGCGUUAGUUCCUGUUGCAAGGAUAUUUGGGCCAGCCAUAUUUGAAGCAUCAAAGCUAAAGGUUCUGUUCUUAGGAGUGGAUGAAAAGAAACAUCCUGGGAAUCUUCCAAGGACUUACACACUUACUCAUAGUGAUGUAACCUCAAAGCUCACUCUGGCCAUCUCACAGACUAUAAACAAUUCUCAGUUGCAAGGGUGGUACAACAAAUUACAAAGAGAUGAGGUUGUGGCAGAAUGGAGGAAAGUAAAGGACAAGAUGUCUCUCCAUGUUCAUUGCCAUAUAAGUGGAGGUCAUUUCCUUUUGGAUUUGUUUUCAAGGCUGAGAUACUUCAUCUUCUGCAAAGAGCUUCCUGUUGUUUUGAAGGCCUUUAUUCAUGGAGAUGGCAACCUGUUCAACAGUUACCCAGAAUUGGAGGAGGCUUUGGUUUGGGUUUACUUUCACUCCAACAUUCCAGAAUUCAACAAGGUUGAAUGUUGGGGCCCACUCAGGAAUGCAACAGCACCGUCUGGUAGGGGACACCAGAAGGCAGCUUCCUCAAGCAACCAGGAGGACUUUGUGCCAGAACCAUGCCAAGAGGACUGUAGCUGUUGCUUCCCACCACUGAGCUCCAUCCCAUGGCCCCAAGAGCUUCCCCAGCCAGAUGAAACUGGAUAUGGGGCCCAGCAGAGCUUUCUGGGGAAGACCCAAGAACCAAACUAAAAUUUUUCUCUGGUUCUUCAUAUUGGUUAAUGUAAGAACAAAAAUGUAAAUAGAGACCUAGUUAUUUGUCCCAUUUGGGUUUUCAUAGUCUUUGUUUGGACUUAAGUUGAUGCAUAUGUAUAUACCUGUCCGGUGACUCCAGUCCGAUUCCAGAUUCUUCUGGCCAAAUUAUUGUAAUAUUUAACUAUAAUUGGUCAGUAUCAUAUUCUUUUUUUUUCUUUUUCUCCUA
Rosa chinensis is the source of this 1293-nucleotide messenger RNA. RefSeq names its product protein STAY-GREEN homolog, chloroplastic. Bases 249 to 1064 code for a protein of 271 amino acids. The transcript is spliced from 4 exons. NCBI's taxonomy places the organism in Eukaryota, Viridiplantae, Streptophyta, Magnoliopsida, Rosales, Rosaceae. The record is from RefSeq and is a predicted model, not a curated record.